UAAUCAAGCCUGAAGCAUCAGGACUCGAGCACGAAGGAGGGGGGAUCAUCAUCCAUGGCCAGAAGUCUCGGAAACAAACGGCCCCUCCGCCUCCUGACUCGGUUCCUCGACUCACCGAGUCGCCACCGUUACCUGCUAACCAGCUCCUCCUCCGCCCGAUCCCUGCAAACCCUAGCUUACGAAGAGGUACCCCCUCCUCCCUCCGGCGACGCCCCGACGGCAUUCGUGCUCCACGGCCUCCUGGGCUCCGGCAGGAACUGGAGGUCUUUCUCUCGCUCCUUGGCCUCCACUCUCUCCGCCGCCUCCCCUCCCUCCGAUUGGAGGAUGGUCCUGGUGGAUUUGAGGAACCACGGGAGAUCGGCCGAGCUGGGGGGCUUCGGCCCGCCUCACGACAUGUUCAGCGCCGCCAAGGAUCUGGCCGAUCUGGUGAAGUCUCGAGGCUGGGCUUGGCCGGACGCCGUGAUCGGCCACUCCAUGGGCGGCAAGGUGGCCUUGCAGUUCGCGCAGAGCUGUGCUCGCGGGGACUACGGUGAAUCCGCCGCGUGUCCCAGACUGCUGGGGGUGCUGGAUUCUGUCCCAGGAGAAGUAAAGCCGGAUAAUAGUGACGGAGAAGUAGAAAAAGUUUUGGAAACAUUGCAGAGUUUACCUUCAACAAUCCCAUCAAGAAAGUGGCUGGUGAACCACGUGCUAGAACUCGGUUUCUCAAAGUCCUUAGCAGAGUGGAUAGGGAGCAACCUCAAGAAAUCUGGAGAUCAUGAAACGUGGGCUUUUAAUCUGGAGGGCGCCAUUCAGAUGUUCGAUUCGUACAGGGAGACAUCCUAUUGGUCUUUGUUGGAGGAACCGCCGAAAGCCAUGGAAAUAGCAAUUGUACGUGCAGAGAAGAGCGAUCGAUGGGACCCGGACGUGAUACAACGGCUCGAAAGACUUCCUAGUUUGGGAAGGGACCGAUCCGAAGGGAAGGUUUCGGUUCAUGUUCUUCCUAAUUCUGGCCACUGGGUUCAUGUGGACAAUCCGAAGGGACUUCUCGAGAUUGUGGCUCCAAAGUUCAUGUCCAUCUAGCCUUGCCCUACCGGAAUUCUGAUUUCCUAGGUGCCCGCCAGUGCCGAGCUAGUGGCUUUUCAUUCUUGCCUGUAACUAUUGAAAUUGGGAAGCUCUGCUUUGAUGCGAAUAAAAUCUGUCCUGACGUUAUCUCGGCGCGAUAGAUAGCGUGCCUUGCAGAUAGCGUGCCUUAUUUAUCCUCUUUUCAUGUAGAAGGCGCAGUUCAGGUUCAAUGACCUUUCUUUGAUUCACAUAAUCGGUCAUUUGGAUUCGGCGAAUGCUUAUAUUUUCAUUUAUUCUCAA
This is a messenger RNA of Eucalyptus grandis, 1341 nucleotides long. RefSeq names its product protein ABHD11. The record is from RefSeq and is a predicted model, not a curated record. The transcript has 4 exons. Lineage: Eukaryota; Viridiplantae; Streptophyta; Magnoliopsida; Myrtales; Myrtaceae. Bases 55 to 1059 code for a protein of 334 amino acids.